CUUCCAAGCGCUGAAUGCACGUCAACCUGCAUUGCCAACAGAUAACUCCACGACAAAGUACCCUCCGAUAGCCUGAGCAAAGCCUAUCUCCCCCCAAACCUCACGGUACCAUCACGAUGGCCGCCCAAACAGUCUCAAUAUGUAAAUUCGUCGGUACAAUCACCCUGGGAAUCGCAACUGGCGUCUCAGCAACCGUCUCGACAAUAGCCCUCCCCUCCCUCCUCGCCCUCCCCACCGCCAUAAACGCCCGAACCUCCCUAAUCUACCUAUCCACCAAAUCCACCAACCUCUCCUCCUACCUCCGACACAUAACAACCUUCACCCUCUUCUCCGCCUACUGUCUCUCGCCCGCCCGCUUCCGCCACCCGUACCUACUCUACACAUCCAUCUUUGCGUUCGUGUCUGGACCCGGUGUCGACUAUGCGGUUGGUCUGACCGAGGGCGGCAAUGAGAAGAGGCAGGUUAUGGAGUUGGAGGCCCAGGGCGACGAGGUGAAUGGCGAGCAGGUGCGCUUGGCGGUGGAGAGGAAGCAAGUGGUUGAGUGGGUUAAGACGGGGUUGGCGGGUGUGGCGUUCGCGAUGCAGGUUGUUGGGCUAUGGGGGGAUGGCGCGUAGAUGGUGGUCAUUCCAUGUCGGUGUAUGGAAUGGCGUAGGAGUCUACGUGGUCGAUUAUGGUGGUUUUGGGAGACGGGUGGUGGAUAUACGAUGUUCGUGUUCUUUGGGUCUGGAGUAGGAGAUGCGGAUGGCUGUUGGUGUAUUGUAUGGUUUUGACUCUCCUUUCCUCGUUUACGUGCUGGAUACAUACACGUUUUUGUUAGCGACUCUUAUUAUAUCCCUCUCAAUUCCUCCUAGCAGACAAACACCUCAAUGUGCAUUGGAAGAGCGUGAAUAUCUAGAGCGUAUAAAAGGCACUAAGUCAGAGAUAUCAAGUGGAUGACUGGAUCGAUC
Messenger RNA from Alternaria rosae, 947 nucleotides. RefSeq lists its product as uncharacterized. NCBI's taxonomy places the organism in Eukaryota, Fungi, Ascomycota, Dothideomycetes, Pleosporales, Pleosporaceae. The record is from RefSeq and is a predicted model, not a curated record. The transcript is spliced from 2 exons. Gene Ontology annotation, cellular component: mitochondrion. The coding region runs from base 117 to 614 and encodes 165 amino acids. Gene Ontology annotation, biological process: autophagy of mitochondrion.